AUGUCUCCCUUCGAGUAUUCAACGCCUUUAAGCUACAUCGGCCUCGCAACCGUCAGCUACAUAACCUACAAGUUCACCUCGCAAGCAACAACCUUCCUCCUCCCCUCAACCCUAAAAAGCCGCUAUAACCCCAACCUAAAGGCCAACUGGGCCAUAGUAACUGGCGCGACAGACGGCAUAGGCUUCGGCUUCUGUCAAGAACUCUGCGCGCGCGGGUUCAACGUCAUCCUCCAUGGACGCAAUGCCGCCAAGCUCGAAAAACGGCAGCGCGAACUUGGGGCCGAGUUUCCCGAUGCCAAGACCGGAUCGUUGGUUUUGGACGUUCAGGCGCUGAAGAAGGAUGAUGUGGACGGUAUCGCUGAUCAAGUGCGCCUUAUUAUUGAGAAAGGCGGAGGCGGGAUGUUGACGGUGCUGGUUAAUAAUAUUGGAGGCGAGACGAAGGCUGCUGCUAUGUUGAGUGAGUUGACGUAUGAGGAUGUUGAUGCGACGUUUUGUCUGAAUGCCGUGUUCAUGACUCAGCUCUCGCGCGUCUUGAUGCCUGUUUUGGGAGGCAACGGUGUCCCUGGUCUUAUACUUAAUGUUUCUUCUGUUGCGGCUAUAGGGCUGCCCUAUAUCACGGUGUAUAGUGGGGCCAAGGGGUAUGUCGAGUCUUUCACGGGGGCACUAAGUGCAGAGAUGAAGGCUGAGGGGAAGAAUAUUGAGGUGAUGGCGUUGAAGUCUGCGGAGGUGCAGAGUGGUGGCUAUGACAUCCCGACCAGUCUGUUUGUUCCUACAGCGAGGACUUUGGCGUCGGCGGGAUUGAAUCGGGUUGGAUGUGGGAGGGAGAUUGUUUGGGCGUAUUUCUGGCAUUGGGUGCAGGGGAUUUCUAUGGAUGUUUCGCCGAGGUGGGUGUUGAUGAAGUUUUCAGCGAUGAAGCUAAAGGCGAUCCGGGAGUGGAUGUUGGAGAAGGAGAAGAGAAAGAAGGCUUGA
Messenger RNA from Penicillium canescens, 969 nucleotides. RefSeq lists its product as uncharacterized. The transcript has a single exon. Lineage: Eukaryota; Fungi; Ascomycota; Eurotiomycetes; Eurotiales; Aspergillaceae. Gene Ontology annotation, molecular function: oxidoreductase activity. The record is from RefSeq and is a predicted model, not a curated record. Gene Ontology annotation, cellular component: endoplasmic reticulum. Bases 1 to 969 code for a protein of 322 amino acids.